GUUCAGAGAAGAGUCUUGAGCCCGAGUACCCAUCCCCUGGGUGCUGGACCUGCUGGGCGCCAGGAUGAGGGAGGAGAGAUGGGGUGGGUCAGGCAGGAAAGGUCAUGGAGAGAACUGGGAGCCCGAGGGGUUCCUGAAGGCUGGCAGGGUAGGAGCCAUGAUCUGACUGGCAGGUUCCCAGCUCUGCUGCCUACAGUACGCCUGAGGCCAGGAUGGGUGAGGCAGGGGUCAGCUCACACCCCUGGCACGGGUGGGAGUGCGUGGAAAGGAGCUUCCGCCGGAGAGCGCCCAAUCCCGCCUCCAAUCCCCUCCCACGAUGUCCGCGCUGUUUUUGGAACUCGCGGCGCCUCCCUAGAGCUCGUAGUCGGUCUUCAGCACCACAGACAGGACCGCGGCGCCCAGCCGGCCUGCUACUAGACACUCCGCUCUACCGGUCGUUGCUAUGGAAACUGGGCAACAAAGGGAGGCGGCGCCGCGCAGCGAGCGGGGCGGAGAAGGUGAGCUCCCUGGGCAAGGACUGGCACAAGUUCUGCCUCAAGUGUGAGCGCUGCUCCAAGACACUGACACCAGGGGGCCAUGCAGAGCAUGAUGGAAAGCCCUUCUGCCACAAACCCUGCUACGCCACACUGUUUGGACCCAAAGGUGUGAAUAUUGGUGGUGCGGGCUCCUACAUCUAUGAGAAGCCCGUCUCUGAGGGCGCACCAGUCACUGGCCCCAUUGAGGCCCCUGCGGCCCGCGCUGAGGAACGGAAGGCCAGUGGCCCCCCGAGGGGGCCCAGCAGAGCCUCCAGUGUGACCACGUUCACUGGGGAGCCCAACGUGUGUCCUCGCUGCAACAAGAGGGUCUACUUUGCAGAGAAAGUGACGUCCCUGGGCAAGGACUGGCACCGGCCAUGCCUGCGCUGUGAGCGCUGUGCCAAGACUCUGACGCCAGGUGGCCAUGCAGAGCAUGAUGGCCAGCCCUACUGCCACAAGCCCUGUUACGGAAUCCUCUUCGGACCAAAGGGCCCUCUGGGAGCUGCAUGCGGGGACCAUCAAGGAAUCUUGCCCCAGCUGUCUGCACAGCACUGUCCUAGGACACUGGGCUCACUAGAGAGCCUCUUCAAGAUGCUCCCAGACACCCCUCUCUGCCUGGGGCUGUUCCUGUGCUGGUGGGAUCCUAGCUGGAGUUCCCAUAUAGGCAUCUCAGGGCAUCUCAGUGGGUGGGAUCAGUCCAUGCCCCCUACAUCCCCACUGCCCAAGUCCCAGAGCCUCUGUUCCUAGGGCUCAUCCUCCAGGCCCCACCCAACUUCCUUGGCCGGUGACCCUGCAGCAAGCCUGGCGUCUUCCCCAGCCCUGGCUCCUUGAAGGCCCCAUCUUGUUCAGGUUCUUUCCAGAACCUCUGUAGGACUCGGAGUAGUGGCACAAUGCCCUGCUGCCCCUAGGUCCAGCUCACUGGAAGCUGGUUUUAACCUGGUGGACCGAGGAGCAGGAAAUCACCAUGGGCCUCUAGCUUGAGGCUGCUGGUGGGCACAGGCGAAGGUUGGCCAGGGACCAGGGCGGCCAGGUGUGAGUAGCUAUUUCCCAGGGCCUGGAUGGCUCUGCAGUGGGCUUGGGGCCAUGAAUAGGACCUCAGCUGUUGGACGGUGAGGCUGGAAUUUGAGGCCGUUCUGAGGCUUUGGUUCCAGGAAGAGGCUGGGCACUAGGCCCAGGCUCGAGGGAGGGGGAGAGGAAGGGUACCCACUGGCCUGACUAAAGGCCAGGCAGGGUUGCAGCCCUGUUGGGGAAGGAGCUGCUUGGGAGCCCCCACCCUUCCACAUUACCCUCCUUACCUGGCGCCUGGAGAGGAGCCUGAGCUGUCCUGCACUUGGCACUGGGGUACAGGGCCUGAAGGGUAAAGGAGCCCAAUUGUGAGGUAGCGUCCUGCCCUCCCCACCCAGCCAUGGGCCUUGGCCCAGCAGGCCCACCCGGGGCCAGACCCCUGGCCAGCUCGGGGUCCCUGGAGACAAGCUGCUGAAAAUAGGCCUUGGGAACUGUGACUGUCCUGGACUGCUCCUGGGGGGAGGAUGGGUGUUGGGAGGUGGACUUGGGAACUGAGCGGGUUUCCCCUCACCCUUGCACACUUUCCUGUAGCCUGUGUUGGGACCUCAGUGCCAGAGGCUGGUCUGCAACCCGGGGGGGUUCUUCUUACCUGUGCAUACUCUCAGCAGGGCCCUGGGCUAGGUGCUGGGUGAAGGUGGAGUGGAGGACAGGAACCUUGCUCUGCCGUGGGAGGGGCGUCUUUCUAGGUGGGGGUGGUGGGGAUUCCUCAGGGGUCACUGGACCCAGCCCUGCCUUCUCUAGCCAGCCGGUAGGGGGCGCAAGGGUGUGUGCAGACAGGAGGCCAGCAGCCUGGAAAGAACCCUAAGUUCCCCCAGGUCUCCAUGCUCUCAGUGUCUUUAUAAAGGCUGAACAUUUAGGCACAGGCCCUGAGGCAGCCCUCAGGGAGCUCACGGUCUUGUUCUCACUACUCUGCCUUCCUUGUGUGUGUGUGUGUGUGUGUGUGUGUGUGUGUGUGUGUGUAGAGGGGAGAGCUCCGGCACAGGCAGGGGCAGAGAUGGAGUGGUCCAGGGUUACCCCUGGCAGGAGGAGUGGUGGCCUUGCACCUGUGUAGGUACCCUAGAGGUACUGGUUUUGGGGUUGGCUGCUGGGUGGGGGACAGAGCUGGGGCUGCCACUGAUUAGAGCCGCACCAACAGGCAGAAAGGUGGGUGGAGAGCAGAGGAAAAAAGGGCCACUGAGGCCAUGUCAGCCUGUGGCUGGAGUUUGGGAGGGAUCCAGGGAUGGUGUGUGUGUGUGUGCAUUGGUGUGUGUGAGUUAUAUACUUGUCUUCAUGUCUGUGCCUGUCUGCAUGUGUCUGUGUCUCUGUGUAUACCUAUGUAAAUGUGGUUGUAUCUGCGUAUCUGUGUGUGUCUUUGUGUGUGCCUCUGCAAAAACUACUGUACACCAACACACGAGUGGCCCAUGGCCCUUGCCCCCGUUGGCAUCUCUCCCCUGCUCCAUGACCAUGGUAAUGAGAACAACAGCAGGGGUGGCCAGGAAGGACUCAUGAAGGGUUUCGGGGGGCUCCCUAGCAGGGCAGGGCUGCAGUCUGGGUGUGAAAGGAAUCCUCCUUUGCGUGGGGCAGUGGAAGGGGCUGAGGAUUGAAGCAUUGCCCACCUGCCCCAGCAAAUGUCACCUGGGUGAAGCUCUGAGACACCUGUCCUGGAGCCUGGUGGGUGAAGUUGGGCAAAACAUAUGGCCAUGUGUGCUGGGAUCCCAUAUAUGACCCCACAUCCCUGAAGGAGCCAGACAGGAUGCCUGCAGGCUUUAGGACACGUGUGUGUGGCACCCAGGCUCUAGGCUCAGGUGUGCAUAGACCUAAAGUGGAGUCAUGUGCUGGAUGCCCUGGGUUCCUAGAGCAGUGAAACCGUGGGUACCUGGGAACUGUAUGCUGAGGACCUCCUGUCUUCUCCCAUGCAGCUGGGACUCUGCCCAGUGCUCCUCUCCCUGAUGCCUCUGUCCGUUUGUCUGCAUCUCUGUCCUGGCUGUGCCCCUGUCUCCCUAGAGCUGUGCUACUCAAGGGGGUCAGGUGACUGGGAAGUCAGGAUUUGCCUCCUUGUUAUUAGACCUGUGAGAAGACCCCAAGGGAUGGGAGAAGACGUGAAGCAAUGCUGGGCUGGUGGCUUUGAGACCAGGAGCCACCCAGAGGUGCCUGUGCCCAGCAGAGCACGGGGGGGCAACCCACCUCAGACAGAGCUAUGCCCUGAGAGAGGCUGGAGGGGGAGGGCAGAGAAGAGCCCUGGUUACAGGGGUGGGGACUCCCUGGAGUUGUGGCCUUUGCGAGGGACAUGUGAUGCCUUGGUCUAGGGGGGAUCUUGGGAUGGGACCAACCAUGGCUUCCCCUCACUCUGAGCCAGGCCUGGAGGUGACAGUAUGCAGUGGGCUUCAGGAAAAGGGGAAGGGGGAUACUCGGGUGCAGUCAGGGUGGAGCACAGGGGGCUGGGGAGAGUGGUCUGCAUUACUGCAGGAAGGCGCCUGGAUGGCCAAAGUGACAUCUUGGUGUUUUUGUUUUUGUCUUUUUGAGACAAGAUCUCCAUAUGUAGUUCAGGCUG
Messenger RNA from Chinchilla lanigera (long-tailed chinchilla), 4110 nucleotides. It is a transcript of the gene Crip2, whose product is annotated as cysteine-rich protein 2. The transcript has 8 exons. Lineage: Eukaryota; Metazoa; Chordata; Mammalia; Rodentia; Chinchillidae. The coding region runs from base 213 to 1262 and encodes 349 amino acids. The record is from RefSeq and is a predicted model, not a curated record.